AACAGGAAGCGACGCUGGGGUUUUGGACGGGCGCGAGCCAUGGAAUUCUCUGAGGACAAGCUGAGGAAAUGGCUGAGCAAGUACAAAUUCCGAGAUCUGACCAUAGAAGAGCUGAAGAGUGUAAAUGAGUUGUAUCCAAACAUCACAUUCACCAUGGACACCUAUACUUUCAAAGACGGGUCCCAGAAAGACCUUUUGAAUUUUAGUGGCACUAUUCCAGUGAAAUAUCAGGGUAAUUCAUAUAACAUUCCAAUUUGCCUAUGGAUUUUAGAUUCUUAUCCUUUUACGCCUCCAAUUUGCUUCUUGAAGCCCACUACAAGCAUGGGGAUUUCUGUAGGAAAACACAUAGAUGCCCGUGGAAGGAUCUACUUGCCAUAUUUACAAAACUGGAGCCAUCCACAGUCAAUGAUCAUAGGGUUGUUAAAGGAAAUGAUUACAAAAUUUGAAGAGGAGCUCCCUCUGUACUCAUUAUCAUCUUCGGAUGCAGCCAGACAAUUGGAGCUGCUCACUUAUAUUGCAAAAAUCACUGAAGGUGAAAGCAACAUACAGUCAAGGGGAGAUGGGAAGAAAAACAAUGGAGGACUUAACAAAGUUACAGUGAUUGGAGCAGGGGAUCUGGGCCUCGCUUGUGCACUGGCUAUUUCAGCAAAGGGUGUUGCUGACAAGGUAGUUGUCUUGGACUGCUCAGAAGGCACAAUGAAAGGAGGAACAAUGGACCUGGAAAUCUUUGCCCUGCCAAAGGUUGAAAUCAGUAGAGAUUUUUCUGCCUCAGCAGACUCAAAAGUGGUGGUGCUUACAGUUAAUUCUUUAGGCAACGCUCAGUCCUAUCUGGAUGUCAUACAGAACAAUGUGGAACUCUUCAGAGGCAUUAUUCCAUCAGUAGCACAUUAUAGUCAAAACAGUGUACUGCUUGUGGCUUCUCAACCAGUGGAAAUAAUGACAUAUGUGUCCUGGAAGAUGAGUGGAUUUCCUAAAAGCAGAGUUAUUGGUAUUGGUUGUAAUCUAGACUCAGUGAGAUUCCAAUAUAUUAUUACAAACCUGUUGAAAGCCCAAACCAGAGGCAAAGAUAACUGGAUUAUUGGUGAACAAGGGGAAAACAAAGUGACAGCCUGGAGCACUUCUCAUUCAGUGACAAAUCAUCAGGGUGAAGAUUUAGCAAACCAUAACGCCCAGCAGCAAUUGGCUAACAGAGCCAUCGAAGUCCUGAAAGGAAAAGGCCAAAGAUCCUGGUCUGUUGGUCUGUCAAUAGCUGAUCUGACUGACAGUAUAUUGAAUGAUAAAAGGAAAGUACAUUCCAUAUCAACUAUGGUGAAGGGGUGCUACAAUAUAAACUGUGAAGUGUUUUUAAGUAUGCCUUGUGUACUUGGAAUCAACGGAGUGACUGAAAUGGUCAAAACAUUAGAUGAGGAUCAUGUGACAGAGAAACUACAGUCCAGUGCUGCAUCACUUCAUGACCUUCAACAGCAGUUGAAACUUUGAAUAUGUCCCUAAAAUAUUUGAGCAUUGCAAAAAAGACACUAUUUCUGCCUGGGUGCCAAAAUAGUACCUCACAAUGUUGAAGGUUUGCUACGUUCUAGGAGAUAGUCUAUUUC
This is a messenger RNA of Elgaria multicarinata webbii, 1592 nucleotides long. It is a transcript of the gene UEVLD, whose product is annotated as UEV and lactate/malate dehyrogenase domains. The transcript has 12 exons. NCBI's taxonomy places the organism in Eukaryota, Metazoa, Chordata, Lepidosauria, Squamata, Anguidae. The coding region runs from base 40 to 1479 and encodes 479 amino acids. Gene Ontology annotation, molecular function: L-lactate dehydrogenase (NAD+) activity. The record is from RefSeq and is a predicted model, not a curated record. Gene Ontology annotation, biological process: protein transport; lactate metabolic process; pyruvate metabolic process.